CCCCGCGGUCCCCUAGCAGGUUGAUCCGCAUUUGCGCGAUACGCAUGCGCAUGCGCAUCUGUUGUUCAUUCACAGACCGCUAGCAGUAUGGACACAUACCGCUCUCAAUUAUAAAGCUGCACGGAAGUCUUGUCUACGUAACGUUGAGGAGCUCUACAAAUGUCUUGACCAUGGCAAAGGUUGUUGGGACGACAGCUUUAGUGUUAUACCUCUGGAGUGUGUUCAUGCAGUUCAGUCGCCUGUCAGGUCUUGGGAUCAAUGAACUGCUUUAUUUCCGGGUCAUCAGUCCAGAGGAGAUCGGGUACAUCUUCAGUGCAGCACCUGCUAAAGACUUUGGAGGAGAUUUUACGUCCUCGUAUGAUAAGAUUUUCCUUGUGCCAGCAAACCCAGCAGAUGGCUGCUCAGACCUGGAGGACAGAGAAAUAAUCCAAGGACAAGUAGUCCUGGUGGAGAGAGGAGGUUGCUCCUUUGUACAAAAGGCCCGACAUGUGGAGGAAGCAGGAGGCAAAGCUGUUCUGAUUGCUGAUAAUGCUGUGGACAAUGACAGUCAGUACCUUGAUAUGAUAACUGAUGGAAGCACUGCCAAACCAAGCAUACCUGCUCUAUUCCUGCUGGGACGUGACGGGAUGAUGAUCAGACGAUCUCUUCAGAGACAAGCUCUGCCGUGGGCUGUCAUUUCAAUUCCUGUCAAUGUUUCCUCUUUGGCCUCGUUCCCACUCAAGCAGCCCCCGUGGACACUGUGGUAGAAACGACGCACAUCCACAACUUCAUGCACUUCCUCACUCAAUAAACAUUCUUUCAUCAGUGCAUAUCCUGUCAGCCCUGAAUACACUCUCAGCCUCACAGGGAAACACUUCAGUGGUGGUUACAUUCACAUGCACUAGUGGUGAGCCAGUAAAAUGACCAUGUGAUUAUACCACACUUAAACACACAUGUGGAGCAAACCUUUUAACCGUGUCUAGAUGGACUCUUUGCCAGAGCUGUUGAACCAGGCGAGGACAGACAAACUCAGAGGCAUGCAAGCUUAUUCUGUGCUCAGCUGAAGCAAACUGAGCUAGCCAGUAGUUUUGAAGAUAGUGAGUCUGUUUUCAUUUGAGCAGCCUAAAGGAACUUUUGUACAUAUGAUUUGUCGGUUACUAGUCAGCGUUGAAACCAGGAAAUUGGACGUGCUGAUUGAACUGCACCUCUUUUGCCUUGUCAAAUAGUACAAGCUGUUGCAUGGCCACUAUGGGGCAAAGAAACAACCAAAAAAACAUCCCCUGACAGCAUUUAUUCAACUUUUAAUACAAUACAGAAUACCAGGAAUGUCAUCUCACUGUAAAAAUGUUAAUAAAUUCCAUCUUAUUUGCAUGAAUUUAAA
Cottoperca gobio is the source of this 1360-nucleotide messenger RNA. RefSeq names its product protease-associated domain-containing protein 1-like. The transcript is spliced from 5 exons. NCBI's taxonomy places the organism in Eukaryota, Metazoa, Chordata, Actinopteri, Perciformes, Bovichtidae. The record is from RefSeq and is a predicted model, not a curated record. Bases 171 to 746 code for a protein of 191 amino acids.